CAGGCCACACCGAUUGGCCCCUGCGAUUGUCAGGCUCCUCGGCCGACGCAGCGAUACUUCGUAGCCACGGGCGGGGCACCGGUCGUCAAACUGAAUUACCGGCAGCAGGCGAAAACUUACCCGAGCUGUUCUGUCGUCUAUGGGAAUGUACUGGAUACUGCGUGGGAAAAUUGGACUCAGUCAGCAAUUUUUGAGAACGUCCUAACGUUGGAAUGUUAAUUCGAUAACGCACAUCCUGAAUCAGAUUUGAAGCUCCGACUAUUCAUUUUUUAAACUUAUUAUUAUAUUUUGUUUGUUGUGUACGAUGAAGUGACAGCACAUCCUCUAUUAUCUGAGAUCUCAAGAUUUCAGCGGAACUAUUUUUUUCGCCACUUGUCGUGGUUGACUCGGGACCAGAGUAAGGCUGGCUGGUUUGUGGAGAAGCAGGCAUGGCUGAACCCAGGCGAGACAGCAGCAGCAGUUUGCAGAGGAAGAAGCCCCCAUGGCUCAAAUUGACCAUUCCUAGUGCUCAGGCAUCCCUAGAUGAACCACCCACCUUCAUUCAGCCCGGGAAGAGGCAAGGCUUUCUCCGCAGCGUCAGCAUGCCCGUUGAAACCUCCCAUCUCGCCUCACCACCACGUGACCUUUUUGACCACCGGCGAGCUCCGCUGCAGCACCAGACCUCCAUCACACAGACCAUCAAGAGCAUCAGGAGGGUCCACUUUGAGCGGAUACACACAGUGCCCGUUAAGGGUCACCGCGCUGGACGCCAUAGUUUCAGGAAGCACCAGUCACUCUCCAGAACCCUGAUCAGGGGCACAGCUGACUGGUUUGGGGUCAGCAAGGAUGGCGACGCGACACAGAAGUGGCAGAGGAAGAGCCUGCGACACUGCAGCCUGCGCUACGGUAAGCUGAAGCCCCAGGUUAUCCGGGAGAUGGAGCUACCCAGCCAGGACAACAUCUCCCUAACUAGCACGGAGACGCCGCCACCACUCUAUGUGCCCUCAUCCCAGCACGGCAUACCCAAGAUCGUUGACCCACUGGCACGUGGGCGGGCCUUCCGCAUGAUGGACGAGGUGGAUGGCUACAGUGUUCCCCAUACGCCCAUCACACCCGGUGCCACCUCCCUCUGCUCCUUCACCAGCUCCCGCUCCGGACUCAACCGGAUACCACGGCGACGCAAGCGUGAGUCUGUGGCCAAGAUGAGCUUCAGGGCAGCAGCAGCACUUGUCAAGGGACGCUCACUAAAAGAAGGCACACUGCGGCGAGCUCACAGACGCAGUUUUACUCCAGCUAGCUUCAUUGAGGAGGACGUGGUGGAUUUUCCAGAUGAGCUGGACACCUCCUUCUUCGCCAGGGAUGUGCUAAUGCAGGAGGAGCUGUCAACGUUCCAUGACGAGGUGUUUGAGUCUCCCUCCGACUCCACCAGCAAGGAUGUGGACAGCAAGCAGUUGGAUGAGUCAGAGCUGACGGGUAGUGCCCUGGACAAGAGCGAGCUGGAGAGGAGUCACCUCAUGCUACCUCUGGAGCGAGGCUGGAGAAAGGUCAAAGAGGGAACGCCGGCGCCGCCCAAAGUGCGGCUGAAACAGGAAGUGGUCAGCGUCAAUGGGCAGCGACGAGGCCAGCGCAUUGCUGUGCCUGUCAAGAAGCUCUUCGCCCGUGAGAAAAGGCCAUAUGGGCUGGGUAUGGUGGGCAAACUGACCAACCGCACGUACCGCAAACGCAUUGAUAGCUAUGUGAAGAGGCAAAUUGAGGACAUGGAUGAUCACCGGCCUUUUUUCACCUACUGGAUCACAUUUGUCCACCUCCUCAUCACCAUCCUGGCUGUUUGUAUUUAUGGCAUAGCACCUGUGGGCUUCUCCCAACAUGAGACCGUUGAUUCUGUUCUAAGAAAUAAAGGUGUCUAUGAGAAUGUGAAGUUUGUGCAGCAAGAGAACUUUUGGAUUGGACCAAGUUCGGAGGCGCUGAUCCAUCUGGGAGCCAAAUUCUCACCCUGUAUGCGACAGGACCAGGAAGUGUAUGAUCUGAUCCGGCAGAAGCGUGAUCUAGAACGGAACUCAGCCUGCUGCGUGCGCAACGACCGCUCAGGGUGCCUGCAGACUUUGGAGGAGGAGUGCUCGAGCACUUUGGCCGAGUGGGUGAAGUGGCCCCAGCACCCCAGCACCCCUCAGCUGGAGGGCAACCCCAGGCAGUACGGCUCCGUGUGCCACCAGGACCCCAGGAUAUGCCUCGAGCCAGCCUCCGUGUCACCUCAUGAAUGGCCUGAUGACAUCACCAAGUGGCCAAUCUGCACCAGGUAUAACACAGGGAACCACACCAACCUACCCCACAUCGACUGCACCAUCACCGGCCGGCCCUGUUGCAUCGGAACUAAGGGGAGGUGCGAGAUCACAUCAAGGGAGUACUGUGACUUCAUGAAAGGUUAUUUCCAUGAAGAGGCAACACUAUGUUCCCAAGUGCACUGUAUGGACGAUGUGUGUGGCCUCUUGCCCUUCCUGAACCCAGAAAUCCCAGACCAGUUCUACAGGCUGUGGCUGUCUCUCUUCCUGCAUGCUGGGAUUCUGCACUGCUUGGUUUCAGUGCUGUUUCAGAUGACUAUCCUGAGAGAUCUGGAGAAGCUGGCUGGCUGGCUACGUAUCUCCAUCAUCUACAUCCUAAGUGGCAUCACAGGAAACCUGGCCAGUGCCAUCUUCCUGCCCUACAGAGCUGAGGUGGGUCCAGCUGGGUCACAGUUCGGCAUCCUGGCCUGCCUGUUCGUGGAACUAUUCCAGAGCUGGCAGAUCCUGGCACAGCCUUGGCGUGCCUUUGUCAAGCUGCUGUGUGUGGUCCUCUUCCUCUUUGCUUUCGGCCUGCUGCCCUGGAUCGACAACUUCGCCCACAUCGGUGGCUUUGUCUCAGGCUUCUUCCUCUCCUUUGCCUUCCUCCCCUACAUCAGCUUCGGUCGCAUGGACAUGUACCGUAAGCGCUGCCAGAUCCUGGUCUUCCUGGCCGUAUUCGUGGGCCUGUUUGCCGGCCUGGUGGUGCUCUUCUACGUCUACCCCAUCAAGUGUGCAUGGUGUGAGCUGCUUACCUGCAUUCCCCUGACGGACAAGUUCUGUGAGAAGUACGACCUCAACGCCCACCUCCACUGACAAAGCAGCAAACGGACAGGAGGUGGGGCUUUGGGGAGGGAGGGGAUUGGAUUGGACUGUUGUUGCACAUCAGUUCUGUGCCUGUCAGGGAAUGAAGAUAAGAUGGACAUUGUCCUGCCCCUCUGAGGUAAUUUCUGUGUGAUCUUGGAUGAUGCUUGUGUUGUAUAAUUUUUUAAACUCUCAGUACAAGUUGGAAUGCCACCUUUGACCAUUGUGAUGAUUCUGAAAAUGUUUUUUAGGUUUCCCCAAAGUCAUUUUUGUUGGUUGAACAGGGUGUCUUGUGAUGAUGUCGUCUUUAAAAUAUGGACACCCUAGCCCCACUCUCUCACACUCAGUUCCUUGUCGGUCUAUGGGGUGUGAGUCUAAUCACCGGUACAACAAACAGAACAAUACCUGAUUAAAAAAACAUCAUUUUGAACUUCUCUUGUUUUAGCAUGUCACUAAAUCAUAUUUUAUGAUUGUUCAGACAACCUCAGAAUCCAGGGACAGAAAAGAAAAACAAUCUAUACCUUUGGUGCCUUGGUAAAUGUAACUACUACUGCCAUAUUUUGGUCACAUGUCAAGCAUUCAAAUGUUAUUCUUUUAUUUCUGUACUGCUUCAAAUGGAGUAAUGAUUAAAUACUUAAGGGUAGUGUUUUAGCUACCUAUUCACUCACUUGUUACAAAAUACAUCUUAAAACAAUAUGCACCUCA
Messenger RNA from Electrophorus electricus (electric eel), 3803 nucleotides. RefSeq names its product rhomboid 5 homolog 1a (Drosophila) (gene rhbdf1a). NCBI's taxonomy places the organism in Eukaryota, Metazoa, Chordata, Actinopteri, Gymnotiformes, Gymnotidae. Gene Ontology annotation, biological process: regulation of epidermal growth factor receptor signaling pathway; regulation of protein secretion. The record is from RefSeq and is a predicted model, not a curated record. Gene Ontology annotation, molecular function: serine-type endopeptidase activity. Gene Ontology annotation, cellular component: endoplasmic reticulum membrane.